This is a messenger RNA of Styela clava, 4775 nucleotides long. Its product is annotated as importin-5-like. Lineage: Eukaryota; Metazoa; Chordata; Ascidiacea; Stolidobranchia; Styelidae. Gene Ontology annotation, biological process: protein import into nucleus. The record is from RefSeq and is a predicted model, not a curated record.
AUAUUUAACAUCCUAUAUUAACUAUAUACUAUAUAAUUGAAAACAAAAUUAAUGAAAUUUGUGGGAAUUGCAAUAUAAUGACGGCUGAGCAGUUUCAUGAGAUCCUGGUGGGUCUCACCUCAUCAGACAAUGAUUUGAGAGGAAAAGCAGAGGCAGCUUAUGAAGAAUUUCCGAUCACAGAUCGCUUCACACACUUGAUGGAAGUAGUGAGUAUUUUGAAUGGAAAUGACGAAAUUCGACAACUUUCAGCUGUUUUGAUGCGAAGAAUUGUGACAAGCAAUUAUGAAGAAGCGUAUAUUCCUUUAGCCCCAGAACUUCAGCAAAGAAUUCGUGAACAAUUAUUAUUCACAUUGAAAUCGGAACCGAAUAAUGUAAUGAGGAGAAAGUUGGGAGAUUUUGCUGCAGAACUCGCAAGAAAACAUGUUGAUGAUGACGGGAAGAAUCACUGGCCUGAAAUAUUGAAAUUUUUGUUUGAAUGUAUCAGCUCAAAUGAUGUUGGUUUAAAAGAAAUUACACUUCAUAUAUUUUGCCAAUAUUCCGGAAUAUUUGGGAAUCAACAAGCUCAUUAUCAAGAUGUUCUCAGACAAAUGCUCGAACAAUCAAUGCAAGAUGAACAACCACCUCAGGUUUCAUUCUUAGCAGCACGAGCAGCAGUUGCAUUUCUUAUUGAAAACGAAUCAAAUACCCAGUUGUUGAGGCAUUAUCAAGAUUUAUUACCAGGGAUAUUGAAGGCAACAAUGAAGAGUGCAUCAGAUGGUGAUGAUGAAGUUUUGAAAAGUUUGGUUGAAUUAUGUGAAGAUAUUCCCAAAUAUAUCAGGCCCAGAGUCGCAGAUCUUCUUACAAUGUGCUUGAAGUUAAUAGGAGACGUAGAAAUAGAAGAAUCAAUCAGACAACUCGCAUUAGAAGUUAUUGUAACACUUGCUGAAACAGUACCGGGACUUAUCAGGAAACAAAAGACUUAUAUUUCACAAAUAAUCCCACAGACUCUCGCUCUCAUGGUUGACUUAGAGGAUGAAGAUCCCACUGAAUGGGCAAACUCUGAGGACACGGAAGAGGACGAAUGCGACACCAAUCCUGUAGCUGGAGAAAAUGCUCUUGAUAGACUCGCUUGUGCCCUCGGUGGUCAGGCUGUGCUUCCACAUAUUCUUGCAACGGUUCCUGCUAUGCUACAAAAUCCUGAUUGGAGAUAUCGGCACGGAGGUUUGAUGGCAAUAUCAGCAGUGGGUGAGGGUUGCCACAAAUACAUGGAAGAAAUAUUGUCAGAGAUUGUUGGUGUUGUUAUUCCUUACCUUGGUGAUAGUCAUCCAAGAGUGAGGUACGCAGCAUGUAACGCAGUUGGUCAGAUGUGCACAGACUUUGCUCCAACAAUGCAGAAAUCAUUUCAUGAAAAAAUCAUUGUUGGUCUUUGUGAGGUUUUGAAUGAUGACAAGAAUCCUAAAGUACAGGGUCAUGCGGCUGCUGCAUUGGUUAACUUUAUUGAAGAAUGUCCCAAAGGAACGAUGAUUUUGUAUCUGGAUCCAUUAUGUAGCAAAUUGGAACAAGUUUUGAAUUCAAAAAUACAAGAGCUUCUUGUGAAGAAAACAAAACUGGUUCUGGAACAAAUCACAACAACGAUUGCUGCUGUUGCAGACAGAGCAGAAGAAAAAUUCAAUCCAUAUUACGACAGGUUGAUGCCUUCACUGAAGUACAUUAUGGAGAAUGCGAAUGGAGAUGAAUUCAGAAUGUUACGAGGAAAAACAAUUGAAUGUAUCAGUUUGAUUGGACUUGCUGUCGGGUCUGAAAAAUUCAUGAAUGAUGCUCAGUCAAUAAUGAAUCAGCUACUCAAAGCACAAGCCGACAUAGAAUCCUGGGAAGAUGAUGAUCCGCAGGUCUCGUACAUGAUGAGUGCAUGGGCAAGAAUGUGCAAACUUCUUGGUCAAGAUUUUGUUCAAUACCUUCCGAUUGUCAUGGCACCGUUGAUGAAAGCAGCCGGGAUUCGACCCGAGGUCGCCAUGAUGGAUUCACAAGAUGCCGAUGUUGUAGAGGAAGAUGAAGGAUGGGAAUUCAUCAAGAUGGGAGACCAGAGAAGCUUCGGUAUCAAAACAACAGGAAUGGAACAGAAAGCAACUGCUUGUCAGAUGUUGGUUUGUUAUGCUCGUGAAUUAAAAGAAGGAUUUGCUAAUUACGCUGAGGAAGUCGUCAAACUCAUGGUUCCACUGCUUAAGUUUUUCUUUCAUGAUGGAGUGAGAGCAUCAGCCGCAGAAUCUCUUCCUCUAUUGAUGGAAUGUGCAAGUUUGCGAGGAGAUGAGUAUGUUGCACAAAUGUGGGGAUACAUUGCUCCUAAUAUUCUCGAGGCUGUUUCACAAGAACCUGAUGCCGAUGUCAUGCCUAUGGUUAUGGAAGCUUUGGCAAAGUGUAUUGAACUUCGAGGUCACGGGUGCUUUACAAUGGAACAAUAUCAGGAACUUGCCAAGACUUUGAAUUCAAUGUUGGAAAAACAUUUUACGAGAGCUCAGGAACGACAGGAGAAAAGAAAAGAUGAAGAUUAUGAUGAGGAGGUUGAAGAAACUCUUCAAGAUGAAGAUGAAGAAGAUGUUUACAUAUUAUCAAAAAUUGCAGACAUUCUGCAUUCAUUGUUUGGAACUCAUCGCGAUGAACUUUUCCCUUUUUUUGACUCAAUUCUUCCGCAUUAUAUUAAACUUUUGGGUCCUGACCAACCGUGGCCCGAUCGUCAGUGGAGCUUAUGUGUAUUCGAUGACAUUGUUGAAUAUGCCGGUGCCGCUUCUCUCAAGUAUAAAGAUAUUUUUCUGAGGCCUCUUCUAGCUUACCUGACAGACAAGAACGCAGAAGUCAGACAAGCAUCAUCCUAUGGUAUUGGAGUGAUGGCAAUGUUUGCUGGGGAAGCCUAUGCUGAUGCCAUUAAAGAGGCACUACCGAUACUACAAGCAGUUAUUGAGGGACCCCUUUGUAAAGGUGUUGAAGGUCCUGUGUUGCAGGAAAAUAUUGGGCCAAUGGAGAAUUGCAUUUCUGCUGUUUGUAAGGUUCUGAAGUAUCAGCCACAUCUCAUUGAUGGAGAUAAAGAUGAGUUGCUACGGAGAUGGUUGUCGUGGUUACCUGUUGUUGAAGAUAAAGAAGAGGCAACUCAUGUGUACAGUUUUUUAUGCGAAUUAAUCGAAAACAAUAAUGCCGUAGUUUUGGGUCCUAACAGCAGUGAAAUCUCACGGGCGAUCGUACUUCUUAGCGAUGCUAUAUUUAGUGGUGCUUUGUCAGAUUCUGAAGAAGUUACUAAUCAUGUCAUUUCAAUCAUGAGGCGAAUUCAGUCAUCAGCAAGCGAUGUAUGGAUGAAUGUAUUGUCUCAACUUCCACCAGUUAAAACAAAAGCAGUUCUGUCAAUUUUGGAAGAUCAUCAACAUCCCGCAUGAUAAUUCAUAUUAGUUAAAAAUGGAAUGGUUUUGCAAUUUCACCAUGGUGCCAACAAGGGAGAUCUUAAUAAGCAUAUUCUCCGAGUUGAACAUAGGACUAGUUGCCAAAUAUAAUAAGCUAUGGAUAUACUUGAAUUAUUGUGUUCGGAAAAUUCGCCGUAGGAAAUUUUGCCGCAUAGAAAAAAUCGCAAGAGCAUUUUGCUAUAAAACAAGUAUCUGUGAUAAAAACAGAAUCUUUUUUAAAUAAGGCGAUUUUUCUAUGCGGCUAAAUUUCCUGUGACAAAUUUUCCUAGAACCCUGAAUUAUACCUGUUAUACUGUUAGCUAUUAUGCAAUUGGAAAAAUGAAUAGUGUAAACACUGAAUAAAUUUCGCUGUCUUUUGAUCAAUUUAGUUCUGCGUGCUGCAAUGAUAAAAUUGUAUGAAAUCCUCCUCUGUAUUUCCAUCAAUUUACUGGAUUAUUUUGCUUAUUCAAGAAAAUUGUUAGGAAUUCCAGAUUCAGUUUUUUUCCAUUACUUUUACACUUUACAAUAAUAAUAAUUAUGUCAUUAAUUACUAUUCUCUAAAAUAGAGGAGAAUUACCAGUAUUUUGAAAUAUUUGUUUGAUGAUUCAGUUAAACAAACAAAAUUAUUCGCAUGUUGGUUCUCGUACCUACAUAGCUUCUGUAACAGAUCACCAAAUACCACCUGAUGAAAGGAUUCCUUUUCAACCAAUUUUGAAAAAAAAAACACCAUGCCGGCAUGUUAUCACAGUUAGAGAAAAGUUUCAUCUGUAUUGAGAAAAAAUUGACCAGCUUCUUGGCUUAGUUUAAAAUAAUUAGCUCGACUCGGCUUGUAAAUUUGCGAUAAUUUAUGCUCCUAUCACAGAAACUAUUUCUGUUGGAUAUUUUUGGUAAUCUCAAUGCUUUUUGUUAUUUAUUUAACUGUCUCCCACUUUGCCACUUGCGAUAAGUUCAAUAUUUUAACCCCGCUUCGACUUCGAAUUCUAGUAUAAAGUAAAACUACGCUACAGGGUUACCUAGGUUAUGACGCGAUGUAAUUGAAAUAGAUUAUUGGCACAAUAUUUGACUUUUUCUAUUUCAUCAGCAUACUGUUGAAAAAUCCAUAUUUAGUGUUUGUACUUGUCAUGGAUUUAAAUCACUCGAUCAAAAAUGUCAAAUGUGGACUGGUUUCAAUUCCUAUGUUCUGUAUGUUAUCGUGCUGCCUAUCCUCGCAUGUUUAAACUAUUUCAAUCGUACGUAGUUUUGUUUCGUCAUUUAGAAUUAUUGCUUUACCUUCCGUUUGUACAUUUAAAGCAAAUGUAAUGGUCUGAUUUUGCUGCUGAAUUUAGUUUUACUUUACCUUGCAUGAUAGUUGAAAUUAAACAAAAUCGCUUA